UUAAUAUAUAUAGUUAAAAAAAUAUAUAUAAAAAGAAAACAAGUGCAAGAAAAAUAAGCGCCCAAUGCGGCCAAUGGAAAUGCCAAAGAAAAUGCAGCAGCAACAAAUUCGACAACAAACGCAAAUUCUACAGCAACAACAGCAACAACAACUGCAGUUCCCCAAUACAUAAGUCCAACGAUUUUCCGUCUUUGUCGCGCGCGUUCACACACACUCACACACACACGUCUACACCAGACACAGACACACACACACAGGGACUCAUGCAUGUGCAUAAAUGGCAAUAUGGACGAACAGCAGCAGCAGCAUUUGCUUUGUAUUGGUAUACCAGCACAGUGACACGCGCGUGCCAAAUAUUGCCGAUUUUAUCACACGAACAACAACAUCAGCAGCAGCAGCAGCAGCAGCAACAACAACAACAACAACGCCAGCGGGACCAGCUAUUAACUAAGGGAGCCAUUACAAGAACAAAAACAACGAGAACAACGAACAUAGCUGGAAGGCGUCGCAAAAUAUCAAAAUGUCAAUUCAGAAGCUAAACGACACCAGCAAUUCGGGCUACGUGAGUUCCGAGGAGACGGACUCGCUGCUGGUGAGCAACUCGAAUCCCUCCAAGGGCGGCGGUCGGACGGCCCUGCUCCGCCAGGUGAAGAGUAGCUCCACGAAUGGCCCAACGACGGGGGCGUCCACCUCCUCAUCCGGAUCGGUGACGGGUUCCGGUUCCGGUGGUGGAUCGGCAACGGGAUCGAAUUCCGCAGCUGGUGCUGGGGCUUCCAAGCCGCAAUUGAUGCGGCAGGAUCGCACUUCCACAUAUCUGACGAGUCCACAGCAGUCGCAGCAUGUGAGGAUGGGCUCGGAGGAGAGUAUGCGAGGUGGCAGUGGUGCCGCCGGUCAUGAUGAGGAUGUGGAACAGGGCCUGGUCCGUAGUAGCAUAGUGCCUGACAUUGAAGUACACGAAGAGGACCAAGAACAUGGAUCGGGAAAGGGAUCCGGAAAGAUGACCACGACGACCAAUAACCAACAGCAACAACCGACCAUAUCAAUUAUGAAUUUAAGCCUAAAGCCCGGCGAUAGUCAUAGCCAUAGCUCCAGUCCGGGCAGUCAUCCCAAUUUGGGUACCUCAUCAUAUCAGAAUCUUGCAUCGAGCAUACCGCCCAGUGUGCCCAGUCGCUGUAGGGCGUGCCGCAAUUGCAGCCGACGUGCUUCCACCACGCCCACCACGCUGAUCGAUCGCUCCGCCUCCCGCGACAGUGUGAAAAGUGCCUUCCAGCAGGGCAAUCUCAGUGGCUCGAUGGCCAUUUGCAUAUCCAAUUCGGCCCUGCCGCAACAGCAACAGCAGCAGCAGCAAUAUCAUCUGCAACAGCAGCAACACUAUCAAUUGCAGCAGCAACAUCUGCAACAUUUGCAACAGCAGCAGCAACAGCAGGUGCCACCCGUUUUGAUCACAUCAUCGCCAACGAAUGGAUCACGGAUAAUACGGCAAAGUUCACAGCCGGAAUCGAGCAGUACGGCAAUUUGCUGCGGACCGCAUUCCGCCUGCGUUGGCCACGCCCACUCGCAUUCGCAUACGGUUCCAAACGUCUCGCUGAAGCAACUGCGCGAAAGUUCCGGCGAUGGAAUCGCCGGCAUUGCAGCGGACUCCCUGCGGAUUAAUGGGGGAAUGCGGCCCUUCAAGCAGGGCGUUCUUCUAAUGCCUCGCACCUUGUCCGAAAGCCGAAAGUUGCGCCUUCGAAGAGCCUUCACCGAGGCCACUAACGAAACGCUCCAAUGCUCCAAAAUGCUCCGCAAACCGGCGUCGACACUCUCAAUUCCUGGCUCGAUGAAAACACCUUCCAUUGCGAACCGGGAACAGAUCUCAUCUGGAUGCAACGAAGAAGCGGCCGAGGCACUAGUGGGUAUCCACUCAGACUACCCUAGGUAUGAAAUGUAUAUGGAAGAACGUGCUCUUACUGGCGGCAAUACGUCCAGGAAGCCAUCAACAAACUCGGCCAAACACAAACCCAAUGUGGGCUAUCGCCUGGGAAAGAGGAAAGCCCUCUUCGAGAAGCGCAAACGGAUCAGCGAUUACGCCCUGGUCAUGGGCAUGUUCGGGAUCAUCGUGAUGGUAAUCGAAAAUGAGCUGAGCAGUGCUGGUGUCUACACAAAGGCAUCCUUCUACUCGACAGCGUUAAAAACCUUAAUAUCUGUUUCGACUGUGAUUCUUUUAGGACUUAUAGUAGCUUACCAUGCUUUGGAAGUGCAGAAUUCAUUAUUCAUGAUAGAUAACUGCGCCGACGAUUGGAGGAUCGCAAUGACAUGGCAACGAAUUAGUCAAAUAGGGUUAGAACUUUUUAUAUGCGCUAUACAUCCAAUUCCUGGCGAAUACUAUUUCCAGUGGACGACGAAAUUGGCCAAUAAGAAUAAAACAAUUGGCACCGAAAUGGUGCCAUAUGACGUAGCUUUAUCAUUACCUAUGUUCCUUCGAUUAUAUUUAAUCUGCCGCGUAAUGCUGCUGCAUUCAAAGCUAUUCACAGACGCAUCAUCACGGAGCAUUGGCGCUCUCAAUAGGAUUAAUUUUAACACAAGAUUCGUUUUAAAAACUCUAAUGACAAUAUGCCCGGGAACGGUUCUAUUGGUUUUCAUGGUCUCGCUGUGGAUCAUCGCAUCCUGGACGCUGCGACAGUGCGAAAGAUUUCAUGAUGAAGAACAUGCGAAUCUUUUGAAUGCAAUGUGGCUGAUAGCGAUAACAUUUUUGAGUGUUGGUUUCGGUGAUAUUGUUCCGAAUACGUACUGUGGACGUGGUAUCGCUGUCAGUACAGGAAUAAUGGGCGCCGGCUGUACGGCUCUACUUGUGGCCGUAGUUUCUCGGAAACUGGAGCUGACCCGUGCCGAGAAGCAUGUGCACAACUUCAUGAUGGACACGCAGUUGACCAAACGGCUGAAAAAUGCUGCGGCGAAUGUUCUGCGUGAAACUUGGCUCAUUUACAAACAUACAAGACUAGUAAAACGGGUUAAUCCCGGCCGUGUAAGAACCCACCAAAGAAAGUUCCUUCUAGCUAUAUAUGCGUUGCGAAAAGUAAAAAUGGAUCAGCGCAAACUAAUGGAUAAUGCAAACACAAUAACUGACAUGGCCAAGACACAAAACACGGUCUACGAGAUAAUAUCGGACAUGUCUAGCCGUCAGGAUGCCAUCGAGGAGCGCCUAACCAACCUAGAGGACAAAAUGCAGAGCAUACAAGAGCACAUGGAAAGCCUUCCAGACCUAUUGUCUCGAUGUCUGACCCAGCACCAGGAGCGGAUCGAGCAGCGGCGGAACUUUUUACAUCCUGACACAGCUGCAGUUGCCCCCAUUCAAGCGCCAACGCCCCAAUCGAUGUUCAAUGCAGCGCCCAUGCUGUUUCCCCAUUCUAGAAGUGUUCCCUCAUCCAAUAACGCCGCUGCUACUUACCAUUGGCCAACAAGCCCUAUUUUGCCACCUAUAUCUAGUAGAACACCACAUUUAGUGCCUGAUACUCACAUGCCAUCAAAUGGAUCUGCAGUUAAUAGCUACGCAUCUUCCAACAAAUACGGCAGCUGAAUAUCAGAAAGAGAGCGCUCCAACUCCGUGAUUAACAUCGAGAUGCUAACAAUAAGGCCGGAUCGAUGCUGGCCAACAUCAUCAUCAACAUCCGCACCCCAAAACUUAACAUCAACAUCAAUGUCUACGUCAAAGUCUAAACCCGAAUUCGCGAUCGCCGAGACAGCGCUGAGGCAACGCGGGCCAUCGCCGUCGUUAUCGUUAUCGAAAUCAUCGACACAAUCGCAAGACCAACACAUUUUGCAUCAGAUAAGUGGGCUGGAAAUGGAAAGAGAGAUAAUACCAAUAUCAGUGAUACCCGAAGAUGCCGAAUCGAACACGAAUAGCAACUGUUCGCCCGAUCAGCAAAAUGUGCACAUGAGUACAGUACCGCCAUCGAGUUCAACGCCCGCAUUCACAGCGACCGGAAGCGGAACUAGCGGUGGCAUUGUCAAAUCGAUAACGAUGAACGAACCGAUUGCGACGGAGAGUGGCAAGCCGAUUGCCUCGAAUAAGUUUACUAGGAAAAGAGAACGUGUAUGCAAUAAUAGUAGUUAAUAGUGCUAGCUAUAGUGAUAGGAAUAAUAGAGGUAAUAGUAAUAUUAGUAAUUCUACAAGUCGAAUUUCGAACUCGGCCUUUUGUAAAUAAGCCUCUUCGAGAUGAGAAAAAAAGUCAAAUGUUAGCAUAUACAUAUAAUAUACAUACAUAAAACAAACACACAUACUAUAUAUCCGUAUCUGUAUGGAUGUAUAGCCCUCCCAAAAAAAAUAAAACUCCCAAAAAAACAACCCAAAAAAAAAACAAUAACAAAAAACCAAACAGAAUAUAUGUAUACAUAUAUAUACAAUUAUGUAAAUUUUUUUUUCUAAGUUUUAGGCUAAAUGUAUUUGUAAUAUUUCACCUUGGGCCAAGGCAGCCUGUACUUGCAUACUAAAAUACAUAACAUAGCAUAACAUAGUGUGUAUGUGUGUGAAUGCGAGUGUACAGGGCGAGAAUGGUUAGAAAGUAAGGUCAUAGGACAUAUAUAGAUCGUAGGACAGCAGCAUGUACGAGUAGAAUCGAAGUAUAUAAACGAAUAACGCUCAGCAAAGCAAAAAUAGCAAAAGUAAACCUGAAAAAUCUGGCACCAUAAGACCCCACUAGAGACCAGUAUCUGUAUACCCCUAGUAGAACUGCAAACCCAUACAUAUGUUCCCAGAGAAAUGCAACCCCCCUUGAAAGAUCCCCCUUAGCACUUCCGUUUCCGGUGCAUUCAACCAACUGCAACACAUCCACGAACAUGGCAAAUUCUAGUGUCCGUCUGUCCAAAAUUUGUGUGUAAAUAUAUAUAAAGAGAUAUAUGUAUAUGUCUGUAUCCGAAGGAUGUGUGUCUGACCUGACUGUGUGUGCAAGGCGAAAGUGAAAGCAUACGAGCAACCCAUAAAAAAACCCCAACAAUUAUAUACAAAACGAGCAUAAGGAAAAAAAACUAAAAUACCCCCCAACCAAGAACAAUGAAAAACUAUCUAACUGUAAAAUGUAUGUUACGAGAUUUAGAAAACAGCGAAACCAGAAAACCAAAUAGUAAGAGAUAGAAAACAAAAACAAAAAGUAAAUAAAUGAAAACUACGGAAAACCCCCAAAAAAAAACGAGGAUAAAGAUAAACAAACACACACAAAUGAGAGUUCUUACUUAACAUCUACUAGCUCUGGCUUUAACUAAACUAACGAAACAUGUUUAAAGGAAACAAGUUUGUUGUUGUCUUCUUUUUCUACACAUAUAUUAUAAUAUAUAUAGUAUAUAUACAUAUAUAUUUUUUCGUUGUUGUUGUUUUUUGGCCUAUUCUUUUCUACCAAGAAUUAUUAACUCAAUUAAGAACCUGAAUAGCUUUCGAACGAAGUUUAAGACGAUGAUAUAAUGAUAUAGUAGCGUAGACAAAACCAAGAAACAAUUGAGAAGAAAUUCAAGAAAACGAACCUAUUUAGUAUAGUCUACAUACUAAAGUGAACAAUUUUAAUUGAAAUUUUGUAACAUAUUAAAAGUAAUUCGCAUUAAUAUACAAACUAGCUGGUAAAUGUGUAACAACGGAACAAACUACAAGCUCCAGAUAGAAAAUAAUAGAACCGAAACGAAAAGAAGCGGAUUGAAAUUGAAAUUGAUAUGAAAUUGAAAUUGAAAUUGAAAAGAGUAGAGCAGAAUAGUUUAGACAUAAUAGCAGAAGUGGCCGAGCUACGUAAAGAUUUUCUAAAGAUUCUAAAAGGAACAUUAUAUAUACUAUAUACUUACUAUAAAGUAUUAACUGAGAGCAUCGAAGUUAUUUAAAACCAAAAGAAAAACAAAGCAAAAAUAAAGUAACAAAAAAUUAGGUAAUAUGCAACCUUCUGACGCUUUGUUAGGUUCCCAAAUGUAAGGCAAAAGAGAUAUACAACUGAAUUCCCCGAAUAGUGCCCCGCCCUCCCCAAAAAUCCCGGUUCCUACCACGCCCCGUCUCCCAAUUUCCCAGUCAGUAAGACAGACUCUGCAUAUUAUACAGAACCAGGGCCAGAAAGGAUCAAAAUAUCUGUAAACUAUAGAUUAUAUAGCCAUAGGAUGCAGUCCACUUUAGCCAACUAAUAAGAGUAUCAAAGUUUUGCCGUAUUGAUUUUCCACAUCUCCAAAACCCCUGGCUUGAGUUUGAUUUUAUGAAAAAGAAAAACCCAUAAAGUUCCCCCAAUUGUCUGAUAGGUCUUAACUUAUAUACAUGCAACAAAAAUCCCAGACAAGUAAAUGAGUCAAAGGAGAAGAAACAACAAACAAACCAACUAAAUGAACCCUUAAACAAAUGUGUGUAUACCUAUUUAUAAUAUUGAAUAUUUAAAUUGAAAAGAACGUUCAAGACUGCUGUCAAAAUAGCUUUAUCACAAUAAAUAACAAAGAUCUACACAAGACGACAACACACCAAACAGAACAGAACAGAACAGAUCAGAACAAUACUAAAGAGAUCGAUGAAUAUCGGUUAUCGAAUCGGAACAGACACCCAAAGACACACAAUAACACACAGAUUCUGAAACGAGAUAUGGAAUGCGCCCAGCUUUAACGUUAUGUAUUUAUGCAUAUUUGGGUUUCAACUCUACAACAACUUAAAACGAAUACGCAAAAUAAUACCGAACAAGGAUCGAUAUACGAUUAACAAUUAACGAUAUACGAUUAAAAUCAAAUCGAAUUGAAUUGAAUAAUUGGUACAAGAUCAAAAUCCCGUUUGAACUGGUUUCCUAAGCCCCACAAAAUACCUUUAAACACGAGAUAAAAACCAAAAACUUUGAUAUGAGGGACCGAAUUUCCAAAGACAGGUCUUUAUUAUACAAAAUACCGAAAAACUUUAAACCAAAAUAACAAAGCAAAAGCAAACCAACUAACAAAGAAUUCCUACAAAAACUGAGCCCAAAACAGUAACAAUUUAUAAUACCGAAGAUUUUUAGCCGCUUUUGAGCUGGGAUAUAAAAAAGAAAAGAAACAAAAAAAACACAAAUAAGGAUCGUAUUGCACAAUGUCCUUGGUUGACUUUCGUAACGUCAUACAUAGGUCCGAGUCCCACGUCCAGCUUUUGUGUAUAUUAUGUAUUUCUGUUCACGUAAACCAGAAUUGAAUCAAAAAAAUAUAUAUUUUCUUUUCUUUAGCGAAUCAUAGAGCUCAAGGGGUACUUUGAGAAUCACGCUUCAGCCGAAACUCUUUUAGCCAAACCAGGUCCAAUAGAACAUACAUAUAGCCCAGCCAAUGCCAACGCUACAAAAACUGGAUUCGAGUUUUCGAAAAUGUAUCGAACCGGAUUAUGACGAAAACGCAGUCAUUUUGGUGAAUUUACACGCUAGGAACUAGAAAAGGGUCCUCCCAAAAAUAUCCCCCAUAACCCUUCCCCCUCCCCGCGCCCCCAACUCGAGCGAGGUAUGCAAAAUAUAUAAGGUUACAUAUACAAUAUCUAGAUAUACAACACACAUAUACUCGUAUAUACAUGUACAGACGGUCUAUGAGGUAUAUACCAAGCCCUAAAAACCAAAAAACCCAAAACCCCACACUAAUAAGAUCAUAUUUGACUUUAUAUGUAUUAUAGUAAUGUAUUCAGUAGCUAAAUCGAAAGCCGAAGCAAAGACCAAUUUAUUAACAACAAACUAAUAAGAAAAACCCAAAUGGAAAACAAUUAUUAUGUUAAAUAAAACAAUAAAAAUGUAAGAGGAGGAAGAAACAAUUUUUUAUUGAAAAAAAAAACAAA
Molecule: messenger RNA, 7762 nt
Organism: Drosophila suzukii
Lineage: Eukaryota; Metazoa; Arthropoda; Insecta; Diptera; Drosophilidae
Source: RefSeq, a predicted model, not a curated record